This is a messenger RNA of Daktulosphaira vitifoliae (grape phylloxera), 1598 nucleotides long. RefSeq names its product tubulin beta chain-like. Gene Ontology annotation, molecular function: structural constituent of cytoskeleton; GTP binding; GTPase activity. Bases 134 to 1483 code for a protein of 449 amino acids. Gene Ontology annotation, cellular component: cytoplasm; microtubule. Gene Ontology annotation, biological process: microtubule cytoskeleton organization; mitotic cell cycle. The transcript is spliced from 8 exons. The record is from RefSeq and is a predicted model, not a curated record. NCBI's taxonomy places the organism in Eukaryota, Metazoa, Arthropoda, Insecta, Hemiptera, Phylloxeridae.
UAGCAGUUGUUGCCGAACAACACCGUUAGUACUAUCGGCUUGCCAUCUCGUCACAAACACCAUUUGAGCAAAUAACCUCGUUGGUGCGUCUACACAUCGCACUAUACUUAAGUUUCAAAUCUGUUGUGCGAUCAUGAGGGAAAUAUUACAUCUACAAGCCGGGCAAUGUGGAAAUCAAAUUGGAGCUAAAUUUUGGGAGAUAAUCUCUGACGAACAUGGCAUAGAUCCUUCUGGAACUUAUCAUGGCGAUAAUGAUUUACAACUGGAAAGAAUUAAUGUGUACUACAAUGAAGCGAGCACUCAGGGAAGUUACGUUCCAAGGGCGAUUUUGGUGGACUUAGAACCUGGCACCAUGGAUUCAGUGCGUUCCGGACCUUUUGGACAAUUAUUCCGUCCAGACAACUAUGUUUUUGGCCAAAGUGGAGCUGGUAACAACUGGGCUAAAGGACAUUAUACCGAAGGCGCUGAGUUAGUGGAUGCGGUCAUGGAUGUCGUGCGCCGUGAAGCUGAAAACUGCGAUUGUCUGCAAGGGUUCCAACUGGCUCACUCACUGGGUGGUGGUACAGGCUCAGGCAUGGGUACUUUGUUGAUAUCCAAGAUAAGGGAAGAAUAUCCCGAUAGAAUUAUGAAUACUUUCAGUGUUGUACCAUCUCCUAAAGUUUCAGACACGGUUGUCGAACCAUAUAAUGCUACACUAUCCGUUCACCAACUUGUAGAGAAUACAGAUGAAACUUUUUGUAUUGACAACGAAGCGUUGUACGAUAUUUGUUUCAGAACACUUAAACUUUCUUCGCCCACUUAUGGUGAUCUUAACCAUUUAGUCUCGAUAACUAUGUCCGGAGUAACUACAUGUCUACGGUUCCCUGGUCAAUUGAACGCUGAUUUAAGGAAGUUAGCUGUAAAUAUGGUUCCUUUCCCACGGUUGCAUUUCUUUAUGCCAGGAUUUGCUCCACUAACAGCCAGGGGUAGUCAAUCAUAUAGAGCUUUAUCUGUACCCGAACUAACGCAACAAAUGUUUGACGCAAAAAAUAUGAUGACUGCUUGUGAUCCUAGACAUGGACGUUAUUUAACUGUGGCUGCCAUUUUCAGAGGUAUUAUGUCCAUGAAAGAGGUUGAUGAACAAAUGCUCAACAUCCAAAAUAAAAAUUCAGGAUAUUUUGUUGAAUGGAUCCCAAGUAACGUAAAAGUAGCAGUUUGUGACAUACCACCGAGAGGAUUAAAAAUGUCAGCCACUUUUAUCGGUAAUACCACUGCCAUUCAGGAAAUUUUCAAACGCAUAUCCGAACAAUUUACUGCCAUGUUUAGACGCAAAGCUUUUCUCCAUUGGUAUACUGGUGAGGGGAUGGAUGAAAUGGAAUUUACCGAGGCUGAGUCUAAUAUGAACGAUUUAGUUUCUGAAUAUCAACAAUAUCAGGAAGCAACUGCAGAAGAAACCGAAUUUGACGACGAAGAAGUAAUCCACGAAGAAGUUGAUGAAAACUAAGAGUAUUGAAGAACAAUAUUUUGAAUAUAAUAAUAUUUUUUUAUAGAAAAAAUUCCAAAUUUGUUUUUUGUUGACCAUUUUAUUAUAGUUUAAUAAUAUAAAUGGUAUUAAGAAU